GUGAUUUGAAAACGGGCGAUGUGGUGUGGGCACCGUACAGACGCUUUCCUGAAUGGCCUGCACUGGUUCGCUGCGUUUAUCCAAAGAAAGUCACGUUCACGUUCCUACCAAUAAGCGAGGACCCAAAUGCGAAAUCAUCAGUGUUCAACUGCCCGCCACACAAACUUCGCCUCCUCACCGGCAGCGAACCGUUGCCGGCUGGUGCAAAAAAGGAUAUGCGAGAUGCAUACAAAGCAGCACUUGAAAUACUGAAAAAGAAUGGCCUGCUAAGAGAAGAGCGUCAGCUGUCAGAAGAAUUACCACUUCUGAAAGCGAGCGAAAUCAACAAGCAGAGUGUUCUGGGCGAAUUGUUCGAGAAAACCAAGAAG
Messenger RNA from Gongylonema pulchrum, 368 nucleotides. Lineage: Eukaryota; Metazoa; Nematoda; Chromadorea; Rhabditida; Gongylonematidae. The record is from the annotation of a GenBank genome assembly.